Messenger RNA from Salvelinus sp. IW2-2015, 4077 nucleotides. RefSeq names its product dpy-19 like C-mannosyltransferase 3 (gene dpy19l3). The record is from RefSeq and is a predicted model, not a curated record. Gene Ontology annotation, cellular component: nuclear inner membrane. Gene Ontology annotation, molecular function: mannosyltransferase activity. Lineage: Eukaryota; Metazoa; Chordata; Actinopteri; Salmoniformes; Salmonidae.
UCUCUCUCACUCCGCUUUUGGAAAUAUUUAAGCGGUCUGAAAAAACAUCUUAACAUUUUCCAAAUGGUGUUCCAGGCUUUUUGUCUAUGGCUAUUUCCUUUCUCUCUCUUUUUUUAUAGAUGUGCCGAGAGGUCACAAGUUGUGGGUUGAUUCGCCUUCCCUAUCCGGCAAUAUCAGUUUUCUUCUAGAUCACGGACCGAGCUGGUCCCUCUGACGUGUUUGCUGCAGAUUGUUUUGCUUUUAAGGGCUUUUUAAUGACCUUGUAAAACUAAUCUGAUUGCUUUCUUUUAUUUUUUUUAAAUCAACUGGUUAUUAGACAGAUUGGGCAGUUAAAAAGAGUGACUGGGAAAAAAGAAACAGAGUGAGUGGCCUGUUUUCCUCAGACUGUUUGCUGGACCGUGAGAGGAGUGAGCUUGGGAGUAAACCUUGGUCACAUGGAGAGGUUCUUAUCGUGACUCCACCUGGGUACGUUCUCAUCAGUGGGUGACUGCUGAAUGUUAGAGACAAGACGUGCAUGAGAAACCCUGCAUCCAGACAUGGAAAUACGCAAGAGAGGACUGAGCAAGCUGGCGAGUUACUGGGGCAUCUCUCGGGAUGAUGUGUCUGCUGAAAGUUGUGGUGAAGCAAGAGGGGGUUUAAGGGUCAGUGAAAGAGAAGACUCUGGGAGAGAUUCCCAGAAUUGGUACCGUCUGAGCAUUCCACCUCUGUGGCCUUGGCAGACUGUUGUCAUAGCAGCAGGGUUGGUAUUGGCUGUGCUGACUGGGCUGGCUCAUGCCUGGUGUGUUUACUCCAUACAUGAGAACCUGCUGUGGUUUUCUCACCUCAAGGAAGUUGAGCGUGAAAUCUCCUUUCGUACAGAAUGUGGCCUGUACUACUCGUACUAUAAACAGAUGUUGAGAGCUCCCUCCAUACAGCAAGGUCUUUCAGAGCUCAUCAAUGAUAAUGCCACUGAAUCCAAGAGAACCAUCAACCUCCUGCGACGCAUGAACAUCUAUCAGGAGGUGUUCCUAGGUGUUCUCUAUAGGAUUCUACCCAUACAGGCCUACCUGGAGCCAGUGUAUUUCUAUAUCUACACAGUGUUUUCCCUCCAAGCGGUGUAUGUCAUAGCCCUAUUCAUCACCAGCUGGCUGCUCAGUGGUUCCUGGCUAGCAGGGGCUCUCACUGGAGUCUGGUACAUCCUCAACAGAGUGGACACAACGCGGGUGGAGUUCACCAUCUCUCUCAGGGAGAACUGGUCCCUGCCCUUCUUCGCUCUCCAGAUAGCUGCCAUCACUUGCUACCUGAGGCCUCACCUCAAACCCAUCCAGCAGAAGGUGGUGUUGUGGCUGAUGUUCCUGGCCACGUUGUGUUUCUGCCUCACCUGGCAGUUUAAUCAGUUCAUCCUGCUGGUUCAGGCUCUCAUCAUCUUCACCCUGGAUUGUCUGGACCUCAUCUCCACAGAACAGGUGACCUGCCUGUACCUAGUCCAGGUAAGCAGCCUGCUGUCCGUGUGGCUGCUGCAGUUCUGUAACUCCAUGAUCCUAGGCUCUCUGGCUCUCAGCUUCAUUGUGUCCGCUCUCUUUGUCAAGCACUUCCAGAGAGGGCUGAAGACCGGAGGAGUCGCAGCGCGGCUGGGAAAGCUGCUCCUUCACACGGUCCUCGUCCUUGCGCUAACAUUCACCAUUCAUUAUUUAGCCAAGCAAGCGUUGCAGCUCCGUUCUGAUGAACACAUCUUUAAAUUCAUAAAGUUCAAAUUUGGCUUGGGCCCUACGAGAGAUUUCGAUGCCAGUCUGUACCUAUGUGAGGAAGCCUUUGGGCUGCUUCCCUUGGACACGUUUGACCGCUUGGCUGGCACUCUGCUGGCAUACCCUUACCUCGUCACCCUGAUUGUGCUCCUGGUGAUGCUGGCGCUGGUAACACUGGCCAACCUCUGUGAUUCUUCAGCGGUCGGGCGGCCGCCGAAAGGCCGAUGCGAGGCGCGGCCGAUCUGUAUGCGGGCAGAUGUCGCCUACAAUCUGUUACACACCGUCUUCUUCGGCCUCCUGGCGCUCGGCACCAUGAGAAUGAAAUAUCUGUGGACUGGCCAUAUGUGUGUCUUUGCUGCCUAUGGCGUGUGUGGCAAGGAGCUGUGGUCCCUCUGCCUGAACAUGAUCCACUGUAACACUAAAACAAAGCUGAGGCUGAUCAGGUACACGCUUCCACUUGUCAUUCUGUGUUUUCUAUAUUACAAGUUCUGGCCCAAACUGAUGACGGAAGUAUCAGAACUGAGAGAAUUCUACGACCCUGACACCGUUGAGCUGAUGACCUGGAUUAGCUCAAAGACCCCCAAGAAGGCAGUGUUUGCUGGCAGCAUGCAGCUGCUGGCUGGGAUCAAACUGUGCACAGGGAGAGUCCUGACUAAUCACCCACACUAUGAAGACCGAGAUCUGAGAGAGAGGACCAGACAGGUGUAUCAGAUCUACGCGCAGCAAUCCCCAGAGGAGGUCCACGGGAUCCUGCGCUCGGCGGGGGCCGAUUUCGUGGUGAUGGAGGACAGCGUCUGCUACGAGAGGAGGCAUGGCCGGGGCUGCAGGCUCCGAGACCUGCUGGACCUGGCCAAUGGACACAUCAUGGAUGGCCCUGGGGACAACGACCCAGACUUGGUCCACGCCUCCCACCCUCGCUUCUGUGAGUCCAUCAAGACAGACGGCCCUGCAUACACAGCCCUCUUCACCCGCGUUUUCCAAAACAAGACCUUCCACGUCUACAAGCUGAAGAGGGGCAAGAAGAGAGCCAAGGCCGACAAAGAGCCGGUGGCCAUGGAGGAUAAAAACCAGUAAUAAGACCCUGGGGACCCCAUAAACAACCCCUGCCUACCCAUAUCCAGCAGCCUGCCCCGUCUCCGACUCAGCCUCCUGCUCCCUGCCAUGUUGAUAACCUGAUGACUGCUCUGUGCUCCCUGCUCUCUGGUCUACUCAACUUCAUCUGGAACCAUGGCUGCACUCUCCCUCCCUCCUUCCACCCCUCCCUGCGCCACGGCAGCCAGAGGCAGGUAAUCACGGCCGGCUGACACGGCGCUGAUUUGAGCAGCGUCUGAUUGCGGCGGGCGAGCAGAUGAGCACAUGCAUAUCAAACCAGGGCUUUGUGUCAGGAAGCUCAUGUUUAAACAGGAGAGAUGACGGCACAUCACAACAACAUUCACGGCUCUCUCUCGCUUUCACCCAGACUAAAGGCAGAGCAGAGGAGAGGAGAGAGACCUUUGAGAGGGAGCUGAUUGAAAGAUAGAGCAGUGGGGGUAAUUAUUGCGAAGGCCAGUCUGGUCUCUUUGGUGGCUGCGUCUGCAGCCUGACUGCACAGCUGCACCCUGUGCCAUUUCCUUGUUUUUUAAACCGUGCCAUGUCUCGUCUCCACUUGUUCAUGAGGACUCCUCUUUUGAUGCUCUCUCACAGACACACAAAGUUCUGCAUAAGUUGUCUUGUUGUGGUGUAUCAAGGGGAAGUGGCGUUCUCAUUGUGAUGCAUAACAGUCCUAUCACUGUGAAGAGUAUUUGCUUGUUCAUUCCGUUGCAUUGAAAUUGGAUGUUUCAUUUAGGAGUUGGCUAAUAAAAAAAUGUACCAGGGAGAAGUUAAUUUCAUUAUGUUUGUCUAAUAAGUGCAUACUAAUGUAAUGUUUUUGAGCAUUGACAUUCUUCAUUUUCAUAUUUAUUAAUAAUUCAGUUUAGAUGCAUUGGUCAUUUAAACCGACAGUAUUUUUUUAAAUGAGCAAAUGCUAGAGCAGAUAAUUUAACUGUGUGUAUUCGCUCACAACUCAUCACCACAGAAUCAUACAGUAUUAUGUAGAAGGACUGCAUUGUGGGUAAACCAUGACCACUGGUCAAUGUUGAAUUAGGUGAAUGGUUAACAUAUUCAUGGCAACUGGUCUAUGUAGGACUGGCUAACAUACAGUGGGUAUCAGAAGUAUUCACCGCCUUGGAUUUUUUCACGUUGGUGGGUUACAAAGUGGGAUUGAAAUAGAUUUAAUUGUCAUUUUCCUGUCACGGAUUUACACAAAAUACUCAAUAACAUCAAAGUGAAAAGAAUUUAAACAAUUAAAUGACUAAAAUAAAGUUGUUGCAUAUAA